GUACCAUAUUCUAAGCCAAUCAUCCUUAUUACCAACCGUAAUCGUAAUGGGUGCAGUUAAAUGUAUGAUUGGUAGGGUCAACUGCGGGGAGAUAUGAUAUCCGCUGGUUAAGUCCUACCAACUGCAUGUUGGAAAAUGCUGUUGGAAAACAGGAGCGUCCAUGCCUGCGGUAAUUGUAUAGUGAUAACGGCUUGUCAGAAACAUUCUAGGGCAAUCUUCGGCGACAUAACUCUUUGAUCGUAAGUUUAGGUUAGGUGCCUGUCAUACUCGGUGGGCAAUUUUCUAGAUAGGUCUUUGUUCCCCGUGGAGAUCAUAUCUUGACCCGGAAUCUGCCUUCUCUCAUCUCAUUUGGCUUAUCGACAACUGAAAAUCCUAGCGCUCAAAUUUUUUAAAGUAUAAAUGGAUACCAAUAAUGAUUUCAUUAUCGUCGGUGGUGGACAAGCUGGCUUAGUUGUUGCGGCACGCCUCACCGAGGAUCCAAACACUUCAGUUCUUGUCCUCGAAGCCGGAGAUGAUCACACCACUGACCCUCGCAUCCGUACUCCAGCACUAUGGCCGUCGCUUCUCGGCAAGGAAGAUUUUGACUGGGACUAUCGCAGCGUCCCCCAGAAAGGACUCGAUAAUAAAGUCAUACCACUUUCACAGGGAAGACUUCUGGGAGGCUCUAGUGCUAUCAACGGGCAGGCUUUUGUAGCUAACUCAAAGAGCUCCAUAGAUGCUUGGGCUGAAUUUGGCAACCCAGGCUGGGACUGGAAGACUUUAGCACCUUACUACAAGAAAUUCCACACCCUCUCACGUCCCUCGGCGGCAGCCUGCGACCACCUACGUUUAGGUUACAUCGACGAUGCUAUUCGAGCUACGGACGGCCCAGUUCAGGCUUCAUUCCCAGAAGAGAUCAAUGAUCCACUUCCAACAGCAUGGGUAGAUACUCUCGCUACCCUGGGGUAUCCGGCAUCUGGAGACCCAUUCUCUGGCAAGCUGACCGGCGGGUACAUCAACGCUAUGAGCAUUGAUCCAGCCUCGAGCACCCGCAGCGACUCAGCUACAGCCUACCUAGAACCCGCCAAAUCCAGACCCAAUUUGCACGUUGUAACGGGUGCUAUGGCCCAAAAGAUCAUAUUCAAUAACGAUGGGGGUAAUCCAAAGGCCGUCGGUGUACAAUUUCAAAAAGAAGGCCACAUCAAAGUAGCUAAAGCCACCAAAGAAGUUAUAUUAGCAGCUGGGGCUUUCGGCACACCGAAACUGCUUGAGUUAUCAGGAGUUGGGUCUCGAGAUCUUCUCGGGAAGUUCGGCAUCCCUUUGGUGGUAAACAAUCCCAAUGUCGGCGAGAACCUCCAGGAUCAUCUAAACGUCGGUGUUAGCUUCGAAGUAGCUGAUGGUGUCAAGACGAUGGACGGCCUCAGCCGGCAGCAGCCUGAAGCUAUCGCGGCCGCUAUGGAGGAGUACAUGGCCAAGAAGACCGGCCCAUUUGCCGUUGGUGGAAACUUUGCAGGUGGGAUGCUGCCCGUUAUGGACUUCGUGAAGGAGUCGAAUGGUCAACAAACACUAAAGGAUGUCCUCGAAGCUGCAACACAGGAGGCUACCCAAGAUGCCUUCUCGCCCUUUCAUACUUCCUUUGUCCACUCGCUGUUAGCACAGCCGGAUGAAGCCGCAGGGAACUUCUUCACCUAUGCCGCCUGUGGUAACUUUAUCCCAGAAGGUGCUGGGGCCGACAUAGUGCACAAAGCUAGCAAUGAUGGCAAUUUCUUCACUAUCUGUGUCGCUCUUCUGUUUCCCCUCUCCCGUGGCAGCUCUCACAUCACCUCACCUGAUCCCGCUGAUAAGCCGGCUAUCGAUCCACGUUAUCUUGAGCACCCUCUAGAUAUUGAGGUAUUAGCUAGGCUCUUUCGUUAUAUUGAUACAAUUGCCCACUCUGAACCCCUUAGCCAUUACCUCAAGCCUGAGGGAAGACGCAGCCGCGGCGCACCCGGCGAUUUGAGCGAUCUAGCACAAGCAAAGGAAUAUGUCAAAAAGGCAGCAUUGACCUGCUGGCAUCCUACAAGCACGUGCGCGAUGCUCCCACUCGAGCGGGGUGGCGUCGUCAAUCCAGAGCUCUGUGUGUAUGGAGUUGACAACUUGCGUGUGGUUGACUCCAGCAUUAUGCCAAUUACCACCAGAGGCAACCCAUUAACUACAGUAUAUGCAGUCGCAGAAAGAGCAGCGGAUUUGAUCAAACGGACUCAUACCAUCGAUGUUUGAGUUAAGGUAAACUCGAGGCAAUUACCCUCAACGGAUACACCAACACACUUGUACCUGGGUCUAGAUAGAACCUACGGAUCUAAAUUAGACUGCUAUGGUGAUAAUAUCUUUUUGAGCAUUUCCUAGUGCUUAAUUCAACGUCUUAUUCCUUAAAUGACAUAGUGACGUGGCCUAACCACGACGUCUACCGGUAAUUAACAUGCAAAUGCUGGGUAAAGGUACCUACCUUAGGUAGAGGUAGGUAGGUAGAGCAAGAGAUAAAGUUGAUCCUGCCUCAUAGAAGUCAUUGAAGGCCCGGGCACUAAAAUUGUCGAAGUGAUACAUGCAUCCUUUUCUCCCCCUCCGAUCAUUCCGGUAACUCAAUAGUCCAAGCCUUGCCGCAAAUCCUUCAUCCCCGCUAAGCACAACCCGGCACCCCCCCUUCCACCACAAUCCCUUAGCCGCCAUCAAAUCUAAAUGUCACUGGGGCCCAUUGGGAAUG
This is a messenger RNA of Daldinia caldariorum, 2719 nucleotides long. RefSeq lists its product as uncharacterized. The record is from RefSeq and is a predicted model, not a curated record. The coding region runs from base 400 to 2238 and encodes 612 amino acids. Gene Ontology annotation, molecular function: oxidoreductase activity, acting on CH-OH group of donors; flavin adenine dinucleotide binding. NCBI's taxonomy places the organism in Eukaryota, Fungi, Ascomycota, Sordariomycetes, Xylariales, Hypoxylaceae. The transcript has 3 exons.